CAGCUCUCCUGCACUUCACCGCCAGACACCGUCGCGUCAAGCCACGAACGAGCUGGUCGGGUCCUGUAGUAUCACUAGUCUAGUCCACACCGACCAACACACACCAUGAGGGAAAUUCUCCACCUGCAGACCGGCCAGUGCGGCAACCAGAUUGGCUCAAAAUUCUGGGAGAUCAUCAGUGACGAGCACGGCAUCGACCCCAACGGCGUAUACCAGGGCGUGAGCCGGGACAUCGAGGAGCUCCAGCUGGAGAGAAUCAAUGUUUACUUUAACGAAGGUUCUGGCUACCAUCACUAUGUCCCCCGCGCCAUCCUUGUCGACCUCGAACCCGGCACCAUGGACUCCGUCAAGGCCGGACCCUACGGACAGCUCUUCAAACCUGAUAACUUUGUCUUCGGUCAGAGCGGCGCGGGGAACAACUGGGCCAAGGGUCACUACACAGAAGGAGCCGAGCUGGUAGACUCUGUUAUGGAUGUUGUGAGGAAGGAGGCGGAGAACUGCGACUGUCUACAAGGAUUCCAGUUGGCACACUCCCUGGGCGGCGGCACCGGCUCGGGCAUGGGCACCCUUCUCAUCUCCAAGAUCCGCGAGGAGUACCCAGACAGAAUCAUGAACACUUACUCCGUCGUACCAUCCCCUAAGGUUUCCGACACUGUAGUAGAGCCCUACAAUGCCACACUCUCCGUCCACCAACUGGUUGAGAACACCGACGAAACAUACUGUAUUGACAACGAAGCUCUCUACGACAUCUGCUUCAGAACUCUCAAGCUCCAGAACCCAACCUAUGGCGACUUGAACCAUCUUGUCUCUCUCACCAUGUCCGGCGUCACCACCUGCCUCAGAUUCCCCGGCCAGCUGAAUGCCGAUCUUAGAAAGCUGGCUGUCAACAUGGUACCCUUCCCUCGCCUCCACUUCUUCAUGCCAGGAUUCGCGCCUCUCACCGCCCGCAAGGCAGUCAGCUACAGGACCCUGAACGUACCGGAGCUCACCCAACAGAUGUUCGACGCCAAGAACAUGAUGGCUGCCUGCGACCCUCGCCAUGGACGAUAUCUCACCGUCGCUGCCAUCUUCAGAGGCAAGAUGUCCAUGAAGGAAGUAGACGAACAGAUGCUCAACAUCCAGAACAAGAAUACCCCGUACUUUGUCGAAUGGAUUCCCAACAACGUCAAGACAGCCGUGUGCGACAUACCUCCUCGAGGUCUCAAGAUGGCUUCCACUUUCAUCGGUAACUCGACCGCUAUCCAGGAGAUCUUCAAACGCAUCUCCGAGCAGUUCACGGCUAUGUUCAGGCGCAAAGCUUUCCUCCAUUGGUACACCGGCGAGGGCAUGGACGAAAUGGAAUUCACAGAAGCCGAGUCCAACAUGAACGAUUUAGUGUCCGAGUACCAGCAGUAUCAGGAGGCAACCAUCGACGACGAAGAGGACUUCGAAGAAGAGGACGCUCAGGAAGAAACGGACUAAAUGGUUGCUUAGCACCUAUGGAAGCCACAGGAAAAUCUUAAAAGCUCUCUGGUGGUCUUUAGGUAUCAACAGACUCCCAAAAAAAUUAUUUCCAAAUAAAUUUGGACAGUGUGGGAUAUUUAAAGAUCACUUAAUGUGUUUUUAAAGGUCAAAAAAAUAAUUCAAAAGAUUGUAGGCAACUGGAUUUUUUUUAAACACUGGUAAUGUCUUUAUAAAGUUUGAGAUCAGUCUGAGAUUUUAAAGCCUGCUCGAGAAGUUGUUUGAUAUCUGCAAAAGUCCUGCCACAGUCUUUUGAAUAUAUAAUUCCUUAAUGGUGCUCUUCUUGGUCCUCGUCCAAUCAUGAUGCAAUAUCAACGAAAACAUAUCUUGCAAGGUUGUUCGUUUGUACGCUGUCAUUCACUUGUUGAAAUGGAAGUUACGUCUUUGGACAGCCCUUGUCUUUCUUGCCCUUAUUUUUACUGCCCUUGUCUUUCUUGCCCUUAUCUUUACUGCCCUUGUCUUUCUUGUCUAAAAUUACUUGUACUAUCACAGUGAACCUUCUACGUUUCUCCUUGGAAUAUCUCUCUCUCUCUCUCUCUCUCUCUCUCUCUCUCUCUCUCUCUCUCUCUCUCUCUCUCUCUCUCUCUCUCUCUCUCUGUGUUUCUACUUCAACAAUAUAACAAUGGUUCCUGUCGCUGUUUCAAUGCUGCCCAAUAACAACUUGCAAAUUAAUGUAAACAAAAAUAUCAUUGGGGUAAAAGUAUUGAUUCGUCAAGUAAUUUGAAAAAUCAUAAGUUUAUGAAAGAAUAUAUAUCAGAUUUAUCUAAUAAAUUAUUUCACUUGGUGCUAUUUCAAAGUAGACUUUUAUAUAUAUUGAACUCAGUAAUUGGAGUUAAAUUAUCUGUCAAUGCUUUAAUGUAAUAAUAUUGGUGUUAAUGGCUAGUGUGAGUUAGACCGGUGUGUCAUGUCACUGAUGUGCCGAGUGUCUUAAGAUGUCAGGUAGGCAUUAUAUAUGAUGUCAGGUAUCAUGCAUGAUGUGAAUUAAACAAGAUUUCUAGCACGUCAUAUGUGAUGUCACGUGUCAUAUGUGAUGUUGCACAUGUGUUGGGAGCUAGGUGAUGUCACGUGUCACGUCUGAUGUCACCUUGCUGUGCAUUAUGUCACGUGGUGUGUCACGUGUCAGACGGUGAAAGUCAGACAGCUUUCUACUAAUCGGUCCUGUGUUAGUAAAUAAAGUGCCAUGUAAUUGGAGAUUGUUCAAUUGAUCGGAAAAAAAUAAAACAAAUGAAACUAC
Procambarus clarkii (red swamp crayfish) is the source of this 2734-nucleotide messenger RNA. Its product is annotated as tubulin beta-1 chain. Gene Ontology annotation, biological process: mitotic cell cycle; microtubule cytoskeleton organization. Lineage: Eukaryota; Metazoa; Arthropoda; Malacostraca; Decapoda; Cambaridae. Gene Ontology annotation, molecular function: structural constituent of cytoskeleton; GTP binding; GTPase activity. The record is from RefSeq and is a predicted model, not a curated record. Gene Ontology annotation, cellular component: cytoplasm; microtubule.